Molecule: messenger RNA, 330 nt
Organism: Penicillium paradoxum
Lineage: Eukaryota; Fungi; Ascomycota; Eurotiomycetes; Eurotiales; Aspergillaceae
Exons: 1
Coding region: 1-330 (109 amino acids)
Source: RefSeq, a predicted model, not a curated record
AUGUCCGAUAACCACGACUACCUUGUGCAAGUCCCCAUUAAGACCGGUGCGCUUAAAGACUGGGCCUUGCAUUAUGAUGCGCACGUGGCACACUUGAAGCCAUACAUUCUCGAUGGGACCAUCGUUUUCGGCGGCCCAACCCUCGCUGCGCAUCCCAGAACUGCCGAUGAUCCGAUAGAGGCGCGUAGUAGCGUAUUGAUGUUCCAUGCGACCACCGAGGCCCGAGUUCGGGAAAUUAUAGGGAACAAUCCAUUUGCCGAUGCGGGCAUGUGGGAAAUGGAGAAGCUUGUUGUCGCACCGUUCAAAUGUGGAGUUAGGACCGCCAUGUGA